This is a messenger RNA of Sinocyclocheilus anshuiensis, 1995 nucleotides long. RefSeq names its product antigen WC1.1-like. Gene Ontology annotation, molecular function: serine-type endopeptidase activity. Gene Ontology annotation, cellular component: plasma membrane. Gene Ontology annotation, biological process: zymogen activation. The transcript has 11 exons. Lineage: Eukaryota; Metazoa; Chordata; Actinopteri; Cypriniformes; Cyprinidae. The coding region runs from base 16 to 1995 and encodes 659 amino acids. The record is from RefSeq and is a predicted model, not a curated record.
GAUGCAUGCUGGGAUAUGAGAGCUGCCAGUGUCCUCUGUAGACAGCUGAAUUGUGGGAUUGCUGUCUCUGUUGUGGGAUCAGACUGGUUUGGAGAGGGAAGUGGUGAAAUCUGGGCUGAUAUGUUUGAUUGUGACGGGAAUGAAACAAAACUCUCAGAAUGUUCCAUCUCUUCAUGGAGUCGAGCUGAAUGUUCUCAUAAACAAGAUGUUGGAGUCAUCUGCUCUGAUUCAUCUCUGGCUCUUCAUGAUGGUCUGGUGCAGUUGUCUGGAGAGAGACAGUGUGAGGGGGAGGUGGAAGUUUUCAUCCAUCAGGUCUGGAGGAGAGUUCUGCUGGACUCCUGGAGUCUCACUGAAUCCUCUGUGGUCUGCAGACAGCUGGGCUGUGGCUCUGUGCUGAACUUCUACGGCUCCUCUUCAUCCAGUCCUGAACACAGUCAUGAGUGUGUGACGGGCUUCCAGUGCUCUGGGAGUGAAGCUCAUCUGGGGAACUGCAGCUCUCCACAAACUCUCAACUGCAGCUCCACACAACAGCUGUCAAUCACCUGCCUUGGUCGCGGGUCCAUCAGGCUGGUGGGUUCUGGGGGAGACUGUGCAGGGAGGCUGGAGGUUUUUCACAGCGGCUCAUGGGGGACAGUGUGUGAUGACUCCUGGGAUAUUAAAGAUGCCCAUGUGGUGUGCAGACAGCUGCAGUGUGGAGUGGCCCUCAGUAACCAGCAGGUACCAGCCUGGUUUGGUCCUGGUUCUGGACCCAUAUGGCUGGAUGAGGUGGAGUGUGAGGGGAAUGAGACGUCCCUGUGGAGCUGCUCUUCUCCAGGCUGGGGAAAACAUGACUGUAAACACAAGGAGGACGUAGGAGUCGUGUGCUCAGAGUUUAAAGAGAUCAGGUUAACUGAGGGCUGUGAAGGGAAUGUGGAGGUUUUCUACAAUGGAUCCUGGGGUAAUGUGUGUUACAACAAGAUGGACAGAGACACAGCGAGUCUGAUCUGUCAAGAGCUGAACUGUGGAAGAUCUGGCAGUGAACCCAGAUAUUCAGUGGGACUGAAGUCUCAUAACUGGCUGGAUUAUUUUAAAUGUCGACGACAUGAUUCCACUUUAUGGCAAUGUCCAUCUUCAUUCUGGGGACAGAAUGACUGUGAUAACGAGGUGGCCAAGAUCACUUGCUCAGCAGAGGAAAGUCAAGAGUCUCUGCGGAGUCGUCUGACAUGUUCAGCAUCUCCUUACCAGAGAAAGUGUUCAAACCAUGUUCCUCUCAGACUGAGUGGAGGGGAGGGCCGGUGCUCUGGGAGGCUGGAGGUGUAUCAUAACGCUGUGUGGGGCUCAUUCUGUGAUGAUCAGUGGGACAUCAGCGAUGCUCAGGUGGUCUGCAGGCAGCUGGGUUGUGGAGCAGCACUGAGGGCUGAUGGGAAUUCAGUCUUUGGUUCUGGUGAAGGUGUUGUGUGGAUGAACAAAGUCGAGUGCAAAGGGAAUGAGAUUCACCUGUGGGACUGUCCUCUCUCCCUGAAAAACCACACUGACUGCUCCCACAAAGAGCACGCUGGACUCACCUGUGCAGUAUUUUUUACAUUGCCAGAUUCGUCAGUGUCCUCUACUCCUGCCACAACAACAUCAGCUUCUCCUCCAGUUUCUCCUCCAGUGCGCACAACAUCAGUCUCUCCUCCACAAUCUCCUCCAGCAGCGUCUCUCUCCGUCCCCCCAGUGCUUGUGAUUGUUCUGGGAGUUGUGCACUUACUGCUCUUAGUGGCACUGCUUAUACUGAUUCAGCAGAACAGAGUGAUGAGGAGAGCUCUCUCUGACUGGUACACAGGACUUCACAGGACUCAGUCUCAGACUGAGCCAAUAUAUGAGGAAAUUUAUCACAGACACAAUCAAUUUACUCAAAGAGAGGAAGAUCAGGAGGAGUAUGAUGAUGUGUGGAGUAUCACUGAAGAUGUGAGAAACCUGUUAGGCUAUGAUGAUGUGGGGGAGGAGUCAAAUGAUGAGGGAGGGGCCGUAUGA